UUUCUUCCUCACGCGUAUUUUUCCGGUCAUCAUGGCGGCUAUGGAUGUCGAUACACCGAGCGGCGCUAACAGCGGCUUAAGCAAAAAGCGUUUUGAAGUAAAGAAGUGGAAUGCUGUGGCACUGUGGGCCUGGGAUAUCGUGGUGGACAACUGCGCUAUAUGUCGGAAUCACAUCAUGGAUCUAUGUAUAGAAUGCCAGGCAAACCAGGCCUCUGCCACCUCUGAGGAGUGCACUGUGGCCUGGGGUGUGUGUAAUCAUGCUUUUCACUUCCAUUGCAUUUCUCGCUGGCUGAAAACCAGACAAGUGUGUCCUCUCGACAACAGGGAGUGGGAGUUUCAGAAAUAUGGACACUAGCUGGAAAGUUGGCUCCUCCCCUCCCUUCAAUUGUGUUAUUCAUUUAUUCCUUCUUGCUGUAUCCCCAAGAUAUUUACAACAUUGUAUUUGAUUUGGUAUGCUGGAAGUACACAUUAAAUGUUCAUAACCAAAC
Molecule: messenger RNA, 488 nt
Organism: Thalassophryne amazonica
Lineage: Eukaryota; Metazoa; Chordata; Actinopteri; Batrachoidiformes; Batrachoididae
Gene: rbx1
Product: ring-box 1, E3 ubiquitin protein ligase
Exons: 5
Coding region: 32-355 (107 amino acids)
Biological process (GO): ubiquitin-dependent protein catabolic process; protein ubiquitination
Cellular component (GO): nucleus; cullin-RING ubiquitin ligase complex
Molecular function (GO): cullin family protein binding; zinc ion binding; ubiquitin protein ligase activity
Source: RefSeq, a predicted model, not a curated record